This is a messenger RNA of Solanum tuberosum (potato), 1779 nucleotides long. RefSeq lists its product as uncharacterized. Bases 83 to 1468 code for a protein of 461 amino acids. The record is from RefSeq and is a predicted model, not a curated record. The transcript has 7 exons. Lineage: Eukaryota; Viridiplantae; Streptophyta; Magnoliopsida; Solanales; Solanaceae.
UCAUCUCCUUCAUCUUUCAAAACUCUCAAUUCAAUUGCCAUCUGCAACUCUCUGAUUAAACAUCUUUCACCCAUAGAAAAAAAUGUGGAGUUCCAGUAUGCAAAUCUUAACAGCAUCUUCAUUAUUCUCCACCAAAAAGAACCAAUAUUCUGAAUUUUUCAACCAGUCAGUGAAAAAGAUAGAAUCUCCAGCUAAAACUAGAAGAAGAAGGGGAGCAAGAAUGGAGAUUUUGGCCAUGGCUAGUGAUGAUUCAGCUAAAAAUGAAAAACCCACUAAGCUAAUUACCUUUUUGGGUAAAGGGGGUUCUGGGAAAACUACUUCUGCCAUUUUUGCUGCUCAGCAUUAUGCAAUGGCAGGGCUCAAAACCUGUUUGGUGAUACAUUCUCAAGAUCCGACAGCUGAAUAUCUUCUGAAUUGUAAGAUCGGGACAUCCCUAAUAACAUGCAACGACAAUCUUUCAGCCGUUAGAUUGGAAACUACAAAAAUGCUCCUUGAACCUCUCAAUAAACUGAAGCAAGCAGAUGCUCGUCUUAAUAUGACUCAAGGAGUUCUUGAAGGGGUGUUCGGAGAAGAGCUUGGAGUGCUUCCUGGAAUGGACUCCAUAUUUUCAUCCCUAGCACUUGAGCGGCUUGUAGGAUUUUUUGAAAAUGUGGUUCAACAGAACAGCAAAAAAGAGAAAUUUGACAUUAUUAUAUAUGAUGGCAUGAGUACUGAAGAAACAAUUAGGAUGAUUGGUGCGACCAGCAAAGCAAGAUUAUACUUAAAAUAUCUCCGCAAUUUUGCUGAAAAAACUGAUUUAGGAAGGCUGGCAAGUCCCUCACUUUUGAGACUUGCGGAAGAAGCCAUGACUCUAAGCGGUAGAAAUCCUAAUCUGAAUGGGAAAAUGAGUUCAGAAAUUUGGGACCUUCUAGACAAAGUAUUGGAGAGAGGGUCUACAAUAUUUGCAGAACCAAAAAGGUUUGGUUGCUAUAUUGUGGUGGAUAGAAACAGCCCUGUGUCUAUGGCUUCUGCUUUACGUUACUGGGGUUGCAUAAUUCAGGCUGGUGCACAGGUUUCUGGUGCAUUUGCUCUUGCAACGCUGAAUUCGAGUGGAGAAGUAGGGGCAACGAUUGAGGACUUUUCACCUUUACCUUCUGCUUAUGUUCCACAUAUCUCAGUCGGAGCCCAUUUAGAUUGGGACAAAAUUAUGCAGGAUAGUCAUAGCGAGAGUGCACGGAAUCUUCUGACUGUAACAGCUCAUAAGGCCAGCAUUCCUCCGGUUAUCUUUGAUCCAACCAACAAAAUCAUCACACUUCUCAUGCCCGGUUUUGACAAAUCAGAAAUCAAGCUAUAUCAAUUUAGAGGAGGGUCUGAGUUGUUGGUGGAGGCUGGUGAUCAGAGACGUGUGAUUCGUCUACCAUCUCAACUUCAAGGGAAGGUUGGAGGUGCUAAAUUUACAGAUAGAAGUCUUGUCAUCACAAUGAGAUAGCAGAUGAAAUCAAGAAACCUCACCUACAUAUUUAGCUACAAGCAUGCAGAAAGAGUCACUUCACAUCAAAUGUUGUAACAUCAUUGAUUGUAUGAGUUUUUACGUGAACAAUUAUUGGAGGUUGUCCAUGUCCAUGCCCAUGUGAUGAUUGAGUCAACCACAGAUUAAAUUCUCAAGUUUCUUGUAGACCAUUUGUAUGGUCAUAUUCACAAGUCGUUGGGGAUGACAUUCUUCAAAUUUGAAGUUAAUUUCGAAUAAAUUCUCGAAUUGCUUUAUAUUUAAUAGUUAUAUCAACUAGAAAACUUGCAGGA